UCUGAUUUCAUUUCUAGGGAAAAAUUAGAUUUCAAAAUGGUGAGGAAGAAGAUUCAGAAGAGAAAAGCUGAUAAAGAACAGAUUUGUAAGUUUAGAAGGGGGAAAUUGAGAUGCAAGAAUGUUAGUGGUGAUAAUAAAAGGCAAUUUUGUGAAAAACAUUACAAAAUUUUUACUGAUUUUCUAGCAGAGAAUCCUUCUUGUGUUACUUACAAAUGGGCUGAAUUUCUACCCCAGAAGCAGAAGAUGGAGUUUGAGAAGAAGAUGAAGGAGAUUGAGGAAGAGAAGAAGAAGAAGAAGAAGCUGAAUCUGAAUCUUCCUUCAGAUGAACACCGUUGUUGUCUUAACAAUGGAAUGGGAUGGAGAUGUAAGAAUUUUAGGUUUGGCCAUGGACCUAAUGGUGCUGAUUCUCAUGAUGCUAGUAUCCCUAACACUAAAUUUUGUGAAAAACAUUAUAAUAGUUUCAAGAAGAAAAAUAAUGGAUCUGGUGCAGGUUCUAGUAGUGCUACUGCUAGAGAAACUAGGGCUUCCAGACGGAGAAAGACCGUAUCAUCGGAGGAGGAAUAUGAAACAGAAACGGAAACUCAAGAAGAUACUAGUGAUGAUAACUGUGAUGCAAUUGUAGAAGCUGACCGGUCCUUGGAUGAAACUCAACAAGAUACUAGUGAUGAUAAUUUUGAUGCAAUUGAAGAAGGUGGUUCUGCUGAGACGGAGGGGGGAGACAUUGAAACAAUUGAAGGGUCUGGAGAACUAGAGUCAUUGAGAAUAACUAGGGAACCUCUGGUUGAAGUAGAAAGUCUUGAGCAGUAUAAGAGUAUGUGUUUGCAAUUGUCUGUGGAGCUUGAGAAGAAGAAAGUGGAAUGCACCACACUCCAGGGAAAAUUAGUGGAGGUGGAGACUAGAAAGACUGCUGCUGCAGAUGAGACUGAACCGACACCUGCAGAUGAAACUAAAUGUUGGAAGAAGAUGUUUUCUGAUUUGGAGAGUCGGGUCCUGAGAAUAGAAAAUGUAAAUCCAACAAUUGCAAAUAUAAAAUCGCAACUUAGAAAAUCGUCUGUGGGAUGUUUAGAGUCUCGCGUUUUGAAGUUGGAGGACUUAGUCCUGAGAAUGGAAGAUAAAAUUUCAACAAUGGGAUGUUCAGAGUCUCGCAUUUCUAAGUUGGAGGGAUUAGUCCUGAGAAUGGAAGAUAAGAUUUCAACAAUGGGAUGUUCAGAGUCUCGCAUUUCGAAGUUGGAGAGCCUGGUCUUGAGGACGGAAAAUGAAACUAGCCAAAUCCCGAGGAGUGGAAAGGAAAGUUCGUUGUCGAGAUGUGUAGAAUUGCAUAAAAUGAAAGCGCCUCCAGGUUUCAAAUAUAAGGCUACUCAAAGUGGUGAAAAGCAAAGGGAUAAAGACAACAGUAGCAAUUUUAAUGCUGAAAUCAGCAGUGGAGGGAGGAAGGAUUCUGAAGUGUAUGAAUUCAAAACACAAGAGAAGGUGGUUGUGUAUAACAGGAACAAGCAUCAUGCAGUUAAGUCUGAAUUUCCCAAAUACUCUGCUAUGAACAUUUCCCCUGCAAGUCUACAUUUAUCAAGUAUUGGUAAAAACAUUAAAGAAGAAAAAGGUUGGGGCUGUUUGGAAGGGAUACCAUCUCAACAUGGUCUCAGACUCAGAUGACGGUGGUGAUGGUCUUGGCGAAUCUGAAGAUUCUGAUGCUGACCCUAUGGAUAUGAUGACGCUGGAAAAUUGGAAUGGGAGCAAAGACGAAAUGAACUGGAAAUCUGAGGCUGAUAUGCUUUCUUCAUUUGAAGAGGUUCCUGAGCUGUGUAUGAAAGCUAUUUGUGCUCUCUAUCGGCAGGAAAUAUCGGAAGAAGAAAUCUCACCCAAGGGGUUGUUAUUUCACAGUGACACUCUCAGGUAUGUUAGGAAUUCUGUACGCUUUUCCUAAUUUCCAAUUCCAUAAUACUUUAAAACUGCAUGAAAUUACUGUUUUUGCAGUUACAGUACAUGUAAGCUUGUCGGGUUACAUUUAUAUACUGUCUUUGUUCAAUUGCUCAAUCUACUGCAUGGACUCUUUUCAUAUUCUACUGCCAUAUCAUCUGAUCUCAAUGAUGGAUUUCCUUUGUUUAUCUGGCUUUACCAUAGAAAAGUAUGCUCCCACUCCGGCGGUACUUCGAGCAUUAUUACUUGUAUGUCACGAGACUCGCAAAGUUUGUAGAAUUAUCUUUAUUCUUAGGAAUCAAAAUAUGUCAGUGGGGAUGAUAAUAUCUCUACUGCAAAUUUGUAGUUGUAAAUUCUCAAUGUGAAAUUUCUGUAUCUGCACUGACUGUGGAAUUUGUAUAUCAAUUAUUAUCAACAGAGUUCGGUGGAACAGGAAAGUUUAGAGUUCGACUUUUCCAUGAUUGUCAGAUAAAAGAUCUGCUGCCUUCCCUAGAUUCGGUAUCUGUAGUUGUCAUGUAAACGGCGGGAGCAAGCUAUUUUCUUGCUCGUGGCUGCAUUUGCACAGGGCAGGAAAUCCAGCCAGCAAAAAUGUUUAUUGUUUCCAGUUAUUUCCAAGUACAAAAUGGAAAUGAGGACAAUUAACAGUAGUAUGUUUUCUUGGUUUUCAGUUUUCAUACAAGUCUGGCCUAGAUUGAUAUUUUCUCUUAACAGGUGUACAUCUUUGGCCAAGUUUCUGACGGAUGAGGACUGCAAUGGUGACCUAAAGAAGACUGUGCAAGAGUUGGAUACAUUAGAUUCUAAAGCAGUUGAAGACUGCAAGAGGCUGGCUAAAAGAUACUCAGUGCAUUUGUUUGAUAUCUACCAAAACAGAAAAGACCCUUUUUUCCUUCCAGCUACAUCUGCCAGCCAUGGAGACCAAACUGCUUAACUGAUAAAUUGCAGUGUAAGUGGCCUUAAUUUUUUGCACUAGAGAUUGCAAUCUUGCAUCUUCAUUUAACCUCCUCUAAUUUUGCAUACACAUGAAGUGGAAAACUGGUUAAUAUUCCAAAGAGCACAUUAGAUGUGUAUCGACUCUCCAAUGUGGUAAGUGAUAUUAUGGUAGUUACACUUAAGGUUGUUUUAAUAAGUUUACAUGGAUAAAAAACAACCUGUUUAGCUCAUGGAACUAAUAAUGUUCUGCGUAAAAUCUAAUUAUUAUAUUAAAGCUAGAUUACCUCGA
Papaver somniferum (opium poppy) is the source of this 3133-nucleotide messenger RNA. RefSeq lists its product as uncharacterized. The transcript has 3 exons. The record is from RefSeq and is a predicted model, not a curated record. NCBI's taxonomy places the organism in Eukaryota, Viridiplantae, Streptophyta, Magnoliopsida, Ranunculales, Papaveraceae. The coding region runs from base 37 to 1650 and encodes 537 amino acids.